GCAACACUGCUCGUGUUUAUGUGUGGGUUUAUUGUGGGGAGCAAAAACAAUUGCGCGACAAAAAAUCCAAAUAUCAUUAAGUUUUGCGUAGCUCAGUUAAAUAAAAGUCGUGCAGCUCUAAAGUCCUCAUUUCAGGUAUCCCGCGAAUAUAGAAAAAUAUCAAGUAGAAGCGUAAGCGUUACAAAGAGGACUCUAGCCCCUCCCCAGAGAAGACACCCACGCCCACACACACAGACACCCGCACAGAGGCCAGGCGCAAUGAUGUCCCUGCUCGGGCGCCCCGACGUGGAUGCGGGGGAAGUGUUUACCAACUUUAACCAGAACAUAACUUCACUUGCCGUGGCCACCAGCGGGGGCUACAGCCUGUACAGCCUGGGUUCCGUUGACUCAACGCUGGAUAAAAUCUACCACACCAAAAGCGAUGAGCUGUUCCUCAUCGAGCGCCUGUUCGAGAGCUCUCUGGUGGCCAUCGUCUCCCAGCGGGCUCCCCGCAAACUGAAGGUAUGCCACUUUAAGAAGCAAAGCGAAAUCUGCAACUACUCCUACGCCAACACCAUCUUGGCCGUUAAACUCAAUCGCGAAAGAUUGAUCGUCUGCCUGGAGGAGUCGCUGUACAUCCACAACAUUCAAGACAUGAAGGUGGUGCACACCAUCCGGGACACGCCGUGCAAUCCACAAGGACUGUGCGCUCUGUCAUCCUCGUCGGAUCACUGUUACCUGGCCUAUCCGGGCAGUGUGACCGCCGGAGAAGUGCAGAUCUUCGAUGCCAUCCACUUGCACGCUAAGACCAUGAUACCCGCCCACGACACUCCGCUGGCGGCAUUGGCCUUCAGUCCCUCGGGCACUGAGAUAGCCACGGCCAGUGAACGGGGAACCGUGAUCCGGGUGUUUAGCUCCCAGGACGGUAGCCGACUCUUUGAGCUGCGACGAGGCCUGAAGCGGUGCGUGUCUAUAGUUUCGCUGUCGUUCAGCACGUGCGCCGAUUAUCUGGUGUCCAGUUCGAAUACGGAGACGGUGCACAUCUUCCGGCUGGAUCGCAGUGGCGCGGAGACCGCUGAUAACCACGGCAGCAAGCAGACGACCGACGACUGGAUGGGUUACUCGUUUUUUAGAUUCUUGGGCAGGACGGUCACCAGUUACCUGCCCACGCAGGUGACCGAUGUGUUCAGCCAGGGCAGGGCGUUCGCCUCGGUCACCCUGCCGGAGGCGGGAGUCCGCCGGAUGUGCGCCAUCGCCACAAUACAGAAGCAGCUCAGAUUGCUGAUCGCCUCGCAAGACGGGUACUUGUACGUGUACUCCAUUCCGGCCGUCGAGGGGGCAGAGUGCCAGCUGAUUAAGAGGCACGACCUGCGGCUUGAGGACCACUACGCAAUGGAUAUCAAAGUUGAUUCACCUCAAACUCUAGGCCUGAACAGUGGCGUGAGCAUCGGCGGAGCAGCCGGCGUUCCGCCGAGCGGAGCAGGCGGUGCUGGAGGCAGUGGCGGCGAUGCCAAGGCGGCGCCUGCAGCGGAGAAACCCGGUGGAUCCUAUGCGUCGGCCGUUAAGGGAGACGAGCCAGCCGGACCAUCCUCCUCCUCCUCCGCUUGAAGGACUGUGGUCAAGAAGGGAAGAACUGAUGAAGAUGGUAAAUGAAACUCACUCCUCAAAGUACUAAGGACGAUGAUGCUAAAGUGAUUGCGAUGAUGCUUGGCGAAACGAUAAUGAUGAUUUAAAUGCGGUAGUCAAGCGUAUUUAAGUGAAUAAAUAGGUCAUAGACUUAAUUUAGCCUAGAAUCCAAACGUUGUCAGUGACGAUUCUUCCUCGUUUUAUACCAGCAGCAAACAAUUCCUCUGUACCGGUUCCCCAAAUCAAAACAAUACAGAAAAAACAGAAACCCAAGCAAUUUUUUAGUUUUAAGCCCCCGUUCGUGUGGCGCUGCCAUUGGAAUAGGAAAAUGCUUUUUGUCAUACACUCCUAAGUUAGUUGUUAAUUAAUAAUUUAAUGCGAUUAUAGAUUUCUUUGAUAUUUGAGUUGCCUGCUUUUUAUACAAAAUAAACGGCCUUUGCAAAUUA
Molecule: messenger RNA, 2051 nt
Organism: Drosophila bipectinata
Lineage: Eukaryota; Metazoa; Arthropoda; Insecta; Diptera; Drosophilidae
Gene: Atg18a
Product: Autophagy-related 18a
Biological process (GO): protein lipidation; protein localization to phagophore assembly site; autophagy of mitochondrion
Cellular component (GO): extrinsic component of membrane; phagophore assembly site membrane; cytosol
Molecular function (GO): phosphatidylinositol-3-phosphate binding; phosphatidylinositol-3,5-bisphosphate binding; protein binding
Source: RefSeq, a predicted model, not a curated record